Molecule: messenger RNA, 1371 nt
Organism: Ostreobium quekettii
Lineage: Eukaryota; Viridiplantae; Chlorophyta; Ulvophyceae; Bryopsidales; Ostreobiaceae
Source: the annotation of a GenBank genome assembly
AUGAAGGGAGGCGCGGUCAUACCUCCGUCAAACAAGGGCCGCAACAGCGCGGACUUUGUUUCCCAAAGCCUGCAUAGCGAGGCCGUGCUGAACAGGAGGAAGUUGCUGAGGGGGGAGUCGCCCACGCGGCGAAGCUCCUUCACCAGCGACGAUGGCGAGCUCUGGACGGAGGUGUAUUGCGGCGAGGCCAAAGAGCAGGUUGGGCACCUGCUUGGCAACGAGCAAGGAGCACUUGCCGCGGUCUCAAGGCCCGCUCUACGGGAGCAUCGGCACAUUCUGCCCUGCGCACGAAGCCAUGUAAGAGUCGGCUGGCUCGAUGACGGCUGUCAUGAAGCAGCGGGGCCCAUUCCGGAGUCCGGGAGAUUGAGCCUCCUCCAUCCCCUGUUGGGGCGAAUGGCAUCGUACAGAGUGGAUGGCGCUCUGGGGAAACUGGAUCCGCAAACGAUUAAAUUCCUGCAAGUUCCAGAGGAGGAAACGGAUGAAAGUGUCGCGGCAGAGGAAACAAGUCAGUGGAAACGGAGGAGGCGACAGAUUUGGCAGCUCAUGACGGACGCCAAAUCGAGUCGGGCUGCAACUGUGGUCUCCUUACUGUUGAUCUUCACAAUACUGGUGUCGUCAGUCACAAUGUGCGUGACCACUGUGGCGUCGUUUAGCUCGCACAGCAAUGCGGCGUACUACAUUGAAACGGCAUGCAUUGCCGUGUUCACACUGGAGUACGUACUGAAGCUGGUGUCCACGCCUAACUUGAUGGAGUUCCUGAAAGGUCCCCUGAACAUUGUGGACCUCCUGGCCAUCGUUCCCUGGUAUCUCGAUUUGGUCUUUGCUACAUUCCACCUGGGCGAGAACCUUCCGAUAUUGAGGGUCAUUCGCCUGGUCCGAAUAUUCAAGGUUGGGGAGCGGUACAGAAAGAUCAACAUCGUCACCAAUGUGAUGAAGGAUUCGUUGGACAUGCUCAUGGUCCUCCUGUUCAUACUGUUCAUCGCGGUCAUCAUGUCGUCGACUGUUAUGUACUACGUCGAGCGUGGACACUACAAUGAGGAGCUGGGAUACUUUGUGAGAUCUCGCGAGCCUCAUGUAGGGAGGCGCGACUACGACACACCCCGGGAGACGCCCUUCCGGAGCAUUCCGGACACCUUUUGGUGGUGCAUGGUGACCCUCAUGACAGUGGGUUAUGGGGAUGUUGUGCCCGUCACAAUGGCGGGCAAGGCAAUCUCGGGGAUCCUCAUGCUCAUCAGCCUGCUCAUACUGGCGUUGCCGAUAUCAGUCAUAGGCACCAACUUCACGCAGAGGUGGAGGGAUUACAAGGUGGGCCACAGUGCAAAGGAAAGCACGAUAGGCUGGUGCGCGGUUCGCAGUGCACCACACGGUUAG